UGGGGGGAGGGAGAAUCUGUACAGGCAGGUUCUAUUAGUACGUAACGCCUGGUCCUUUUGCCGUGCCGCUCAAAGCAAAGCAGCCCCCGGAGUGUUACAAUUUCGCCCUCUCUCUACCCCUCCAGGUCCGCCUCGAAAGUCCCUUUAUCUAUCCCGCUAUUUUCCUAACUCCGACGUCCCCUCCGGGGGUUUCUCCUCGUUCGUGGUGACGACAACGAUUCCUCUUCUCUCCUGAAGGAGGAUGUGGAGGGAGCGCGCCGGAUCCGCCGGAAUACCGGCCGUUGGAGGGGUGGUAGAGCCGGAGCACUACCGCCACCCCUUCAUCCCCUUUUUACGAGAGGUUGAAAUGCCCGCCCAUUGGUCCGCCCAUGUAGGACCAAAGCAGUCACUUCGAAUCAAUUCGACCUACGAUUUCGCCUCGUAGACGGUCCUACACGGCGCUGGCACACUCGCAACCGCGCAUCAUAAGCUUCGACCGCAUUUCGUACACCUAACCUCGUCAAACGUGAUCUAUCGCGUAGAAACGCUCGCUCAUGGACUCUCUCGAUAAUCGACACCUAGUGCGGCUACUGUGUCCUCCGGCAAUUGACGAUUGAAAUUUAUUCGAACAGUUGGAAGAAUCGUUGUUGUUUUCCACUUUCUUUGUGAUUUAUUUUCAUUUUCUUUUUUCGUCGUGUCGGAUUUGGACCGAGAGUGAUUCUGUAAGGAGAGAUUGGUUACAUCGAACAAGGGGGAAGUGACUUGUUGUUGGAAACUGAUAGAUUAGGGAGAUCGUAGUAUUUUAGGGAAAAUCUAAGCGUGUUCGAUGAGGGGGCAUGAGGGGCAAUCGUGAUGAUUAGCGAAUAUCGCAAGAUCGUUAGCAAUAAAGUGGAGUGCGUCACUAGCAGCCGUCAUCCUUGAGAUAGAGUGAGUGGGUGACACGGAGAAGAAGAGUAAAAAGAAAAAUGCUCGUUAUCGUUGUGGAAACAAACUAUUAGCGUAAGAUAACAAUUCGUACGGAGCUCGUGUGUGUGACAGUUGCCUCGCGAAAACAUGUCGAAAGAGAAAUGCUCGCGCGAUUUCGUUCAGUGCUUUUGAAUUUCGACGGACAACCUACAUUUAUACCUCGUUAAAAAAUUUAAGUAGAACAAACGGAAGAAUAUUUCAAGAGAGUGCAGGAAGUACACAUUAGCGCGUACAAAUAUUCACGAAAGCGAACCCUCGUCGGUGAAAUAAGACAAGAACACCAUGAACACGAACAACAACGAGUAUCUUCACCUAUUUCCAAAGAACCAGAGAAACUAAAGUUUCCAAAAGAAAGACAGAAAAAAAUAAGCUUAAAUGUGCCCAUGAAGCGAUCACGAUGGAACCGCGUGGGAUGAUGAUGUCGAACCUGUCGUGCGACGGCUGCGCGGACAGCGACCGCGACUCUGACAGCAGCAGCAUGAUCGUGGACCCGGUGAGUCUGGACAAAAACGACCUGUCACCGUCCCAGUCAUCGUCCAGCCCAAUCAUCCCGAGUUCUCCAGUCCCACAGACCACCGCGUCCUCCAGAAACCGUGGUGGAAGUCGCAGCAAGAAGAACUACUCGAUGAUGUCAGCCAACAGUCAACAAAAGAACAACUCGUCCGGCCAAGCAUCGUCCUAUAACAACGACAAAAUGUCCUCGUCUUUGAUCAAGCCACCUUAUUCGUAUAUAGCUCUCAUUACAAUGGCGAUUCUUCAGUCGCCACAAAAGAAACUGACAUUGAGUGGAAUCUGCGAGUUCAUCAUGUCACGGUUCCCUUAUUACCACGACAAGUUCCCGGCCUGGCAAAACUCUAUCAGACACAAUUUGUCCCUGAACGAUUGUUUCAUUAAGAUACCACGUGAGCCAGGAAAUCCUGGAAAAGGGAAUUACUGGACCCUAGACCCAUUGGCCGAGGACAUGUUCGACAAUGGGAGCUUCUUGCGUCGCAGAAAGAGGUACAAGAGGCCUCCGCCGCAUUAUGUGCUCCGAGACAGGGCGAUUAUGGCGACCUUCGCCAUUUGCGGCGAUCGAGGACCUUGCCCUGGCGGCGGCGGUGGUCAUCCCGGUGCUCUGACCUAUCCAAGCGCCGCGUAUCUGUCUCCGCCACCCGGUCUGCCUCUGCUCGACUUCUCCCCGUCGACCUUGGAAGCUCUGAAGCUUGGCGGCUUCUUGGAACCGCCUCCACCACUGUACAAACCGGUACCGAUCACGGCUCCACCGAUCAGACAAAUCGAUCCCGCGCCAACGAGGACCACCACGAUACCGAGCAGCCAUCCGCCGGCUGACAAGAAGAGGAACUUCAGUAUUGACGCUCUGAUCGGUAAACAGGCGGCAAACGAUCAGAAUUGUGGCGGGCUGUUGGAUCUCAGCCCGUCGGAGCAUAGGGAGAUCAGGAGUCAGGCGUCGGCUUUCUCUCCUCUCGUUUAGAGGAUUUGUUUGAUCGAGUUUUUCGAGAUUCUUUCUGACUGGCACUCUGCAUUGGCCGGAUCUCAGUUAAAUUCUCAGUUUUUCUUGGAGAUUCUGGUUUUCGGAGAAGAUUGCAGUUUUCCAAGGGAGCUUCAAUGGACAGGGAAGGAGAGAUGGUGGAGAAUGUUUUCGACGUUCGUGAUGGAUUUUGGGUGAUGAAGAAGCGGUUACAGACUGUGAAGGUGAAUGGAAGGGAAGAGGAAAAUUUAUAGAAGAGCGUUGGAGAAGCAAAGAAUUUUUCACUUCCGCGUUAUUAUCAGAAAUCAAAAGUAUAUGGAAGAAUAGUGAUACGUACUAUGGAGAGUGAUAAAAUAGCUAGAUACCAAAAGAAGAGAAGCGACGGAACCAAAGAUUUCAACUUCGACAAGUACUUGUGUAAAAAAACAAGAAAAAAAGAACGAGAGAGAGAGAGAGAGAGAGUGAGAGAGAGAGAGAGAGAGAGAGAAGAAGGAACGGACGAAAGAACGAGUCGAAAUAAUUGUAAAAAGGUGUAGUGCAAUAGUGUAGUGGUUUAAGUACGAGAAAAGAUCCCCUUUGGUCGUGUCGAAACGAUUCUUAGCGACUGUACGGCGUCGUCACGAACAAUCGAUUCCUCGCGAAUCGAACUUCAUAAUUUUCCAUCCUCUCUGUUUCAACCCCAUUUAUUUUCACAUAUUUUUUCUUUCCUCCGUGCUCUAUUCUUAGCCGGAGGCUUCUUAAACGAUAGAUUAAUAUCUCGGCACUGUAAAUAUACACACGUACACACGUAUACACACGUAUGCACACAACAGACACAUGCACACGCACAUCCUCGAACAAAUCUUUGCUCAGCUUUCUAUUGUUUGCGCGAGUGUGAGAGAAAAAGAGAGAAUGCGCGAGUGAAAGGGUAGGAGAGGGUGGCAGAGAGCGAUAGAGGGGAGGUCAGUUCUCUUCAUCGGAUUUAAUGUAAAGCUCGGGCCGGGUUUUCGGUCAAGUAGACGUUUUAGUGUACAUAGCGUUGUACGAAAAAAAUAAAAAGAAAUACACACACAUAUAGGGGAUGCUCGCGUUCCGUACUACGAAA
Bombus pascuorum is the source of this 3497-nucleotide messenger RNA. RefSeq names its product forkhead box protein D3 (gene fd59A). The transcript has a single exon. Gene Ontology annotation, molecular function: DNA-binding transcription factor activity, RNA polymerase II-specific; RNA polymerase II cis-regulatory region sequence-specific DNA binding. Lineage: Eukaryota; Metazoa; Arthropoda; Insecta; Hymenoptera; Apidae. Bases 1343 to 2416 code for a protein of 357 amino acids. The record is from RefSeq and is a predicted model, not a curated record. Gene Ontology annotation, biological process: cell differentiation; regulation of transcription by RNA polymerase II; anatomical structure morphogenesis.